AUGGGAUUUUUUUCAUUGUUGGAGGUGGCUUCUAUGCCAGUUAUUCAAGUUCUUAUCAUAAGUCUUGUUGGAGCUUUCUUAGCCACUGAUCGAUGCAAGCUCUUCCCUGUCGAAGCUCGCAAUUCCAUGAACAAGGUGGUGUUUGUGAUAUUUGCACCGGCUCUCAUGUUUGCAAAUCUAGCCCAGACGGUCACACUUCAGGAUAUGAUCUCAUGGUGGUUUAUGCCGGUGAAUAUGGGACUUACAUUCUUAAUUGGAGGGAUUCUUGGUUGGAUGGUUGUUAAGAUUCUGAAACCACCUCCUUAUCUUGAAGGUCUUAUUGUUGCAACUUCUUCAUCAGGGAAUAUGGGGAACCUACCAAUCAUACUUGUCCCAGCUAUCUGCGACGAGGACAAGAGUCCAUUUGGUAACAGGAGUGUUUGUAGAACCGUUGGGCUCUCUUACGCAUCUUUCUCCAUGGCGCUAGGGGGUUUCUACAUAUGGACUUACACAUUCCGGUUGAUAAAAGGGUCGGCGAUGAAACUAAGAGACAUAGAAGAAUCGGAGAAAGCAACGAUUAAAUCAUCAAAUAGUGACUUAGAGGCUGAUCACAAGACACAACUCCUCCUAGGUGCAUCUCAAGACAAGAAAACGAGUGUGGUUAAGGAAGAGACAGGUUUUUGGAGAAAAGGAGUAGACUUGGUGCAUGAGAUACUAGAGGAGCUUCUCGCACCACCAACACUUGGUGCAAUUGUUGGUUUCUUCUUCGGUGCAGUUAAAUGGCUGAGAAAUCUUAUCAUAGGUGAUGAUGCUCCUUUACGUAUAAUCCAAGGCACUGCAAAACUUCUUGGAGACGGAACCAUUCCAUGUAUGACGAUUAUACUAGGAGGCAACCUCAUACAAGGUUUACGUUCUUCGGCAGUCAAACCAGUGGUUGUACUUGGAAUAGUCUGUGUUCGGUACAUAAUUCUACCGAUUAUCGGUAUAGGAGUCGUCAAAACAGCUGAGAGCUUCGGGUUUCUUCCACAAGAUCCUUUGUUUCAGUAUGUUUUAAUGCUUCAGUUCACACUCCCUCCUGCCAUGAAUAUCGGUACCAUGACACAGCUGUAUAAUGUUGGGCAAGACGAGUGCUCAGUGCUCAUGCUUUGGACAUACUUGAUUGCGAUUCUGGCCCUCACUGUUUGGUCCACAAUCUUCCUUCACUUGUUAGUCUAGGAAAAAACCUGCAAUUCUGUGCAAGAACAACAAGAUUUACAUCUCUCUUCAAUGAGGGAAACAGAGGCAACAAAGAUCCUCUCGUCAAGGGAUCUCAACAUUCUUUUCUCUCUUAAUCUGAUCAUAACAGAUCAGAUUUUUUUUUCUGGUUCCAUUUGUACCUUUAGCAAGUCUUCAUUCUUGACCCAAUUGUAUCAAGUAUUACAUGAAUUUAAUGAAAAGCCAUAUGGUU
Molecule: messenger RNA, 1426 nt
Organism: Eutrema salsugineum
Lineage: Eukaryota; Viridiplantae; Streptophyta; Magnoliopsida; Brassicales; Brassicaceae
Product: protein PIN-LIKES 5
Exons: 9
Coding region: 1-1194 (397 amino acids)
Biological process (GO): endoplasmic reticulum to cytosol auxin transport
Cellular component (GO): membrane
Source: RefSeq, a predicted model, not a curated record